Sciurus carolinensis (gray squirrel) is the source of this 1551-nucleotide messenger RNA. RefSeq names its product caspase-2-like. The transcript is spliced from 11 exons. NCBI's taxonomy places the organism in Eukaryota, Metazoa, Chordata, Mammalia, Rodentia, Sciuridae. Gene Ontology annotation, molecular function: cysteine-type endopeptidase activity. Gene Ontology annotation, biological process: proteolysis. The record is from RefSeq and is a predicted model, not a curated record. Bases 59 to 1471 code for a protein of 470 amino acids.
UGUGAGUCAGGACCAAGGAGGUGAGCUGGGUGCUUGGAUAAAGUUCCACCUGAUCUCCAUGGCCUUCCUGGUGGCUGGGACCCUGCAGGCAGCCUCACAGUGGGCAGAUGCUCAAGACAGCCUGGGGAGAAAGGGGAAAUACAGCCUGCAGGGUUCAAGAGUGGCCCUGACAAUCAGCAGUCAUGGGGUGUCCACUGCUACAGUCACUGCCCUGGACUGCAUAUUUGGGUCCCUGGGCUUUGAAAAGUGUGAGAAGAGGAGGACCUCUGUCCAGUGCUUCCUUGAGGAGCUGGUUUGGUUUCGGCAGCAUCUGGAUGCCCACAAGGGACCUGUGAGCUGUGCCCUUGUAGCCCUAGUGGCCCCCAGUGGGCAGCUGAGGCAUGCACAGCUGUUGGUCCGGGAGCUGAGUUGCUGUGAGGCUCUGAGGGGCUGCCCCAAAGUCUUCCUGCUACUCUCAAGUGACCAUGGGGCUGCCCCGGAGCCCGGAGCCUUCCUUGAUGGCCUGAGGGAGCUCUGUGGCUGCUGUCCACACUGGUCCCUGUUGCAACUGCUGACAGAGCUCUUCUGCAGGGUGGCUGAAGACUCUACUGGGGACACCUCCUGCCCAUUCCUUCGGAGCUCCUUACGGGGAGCACUAUGCCUGGGAGGUGUGGAGCCCUGGAGGCCUGAGACAGAACCCAGGCUCAGGGCUCAGUAUGACCUGUUGGGGGUCAAGGCUGCCCUCCUCCUGGCAGUGAUCCAAGACCGGCCUGGGGCCCAGCAUGAUGUGAAGGCUCUGGGGCACCUGUGCCAGGCCCUGGGCUUUGAGAUCACCUUGAGAAAGGACCCUACAGCUCAGGGGUUCCAGGCAGAGUUGGCUCAGUUCCGGGAGAGGCUGGACACCUGUAAGGGCCCUGUGAGCUGUGCCCUUGUGGCCCUCAUGGCCCAUGGAGGGCCUCAGGGGCAACUGCUGGGGGCUGAUGGACAGGAGGUACAGCCAGAGGCACUGGUGCGGGAGCUGAGCCAUUGCCAGGCACUGCAGGGCAGCCCCAAGAUCUUCCUGCUUCAGGCCUGCCGCGGGGGAAAGAGGGAUGCUGGUGUGGGGCCAGUGGCUCUCCCCUGGUACUGGCGAUGGCGUCGGACACUUCCAGCUAUCCCUACACAGGCAGAUGUCCUCCAGAUCCAUGCUGAUGCCCAAGGCAGCCCCUCCAGGGGUUCCACUCCAGGAAGCUCUGACCAAGCAGACAUCCUGACAGUCUAUGCAGCCACUGAGGGCUGUGUGGCCUAUCGGGAUGAGAAGGGUUCUGACUUAGUCCGGACGCUGGUGGAGGUCCUCAGAGCCAACCCCAGGGGAGAUCUCCUGGAGCUGCUGACUGAGGUCAACAGGCGGGUGUGUGAGCUGGACGUGCUGGGGCCAGACUGCGAUGAACUCCGCAAGGCUUGCCUGGAGAUCCGCAGCUCCCUCCGGCGCCGGCUCUGCCUGCUGGGCUGACCGCCCUGGCACAUCCAGUCUAUCGACUUCCUCAGGACAACGGGGCAGGCAGCCUGGGCAUGGCGCUUAGCGUUCAAUAA